This is a messenger RNA of Staurois parvus, 326 nucleotides long. Lineage: Eukaryota; Metazoa; Chordata; Amphibia; Anura; Ranidae. The record is from the annotation of a GenBank genome assembly.
AAAUCAUUAUAGUUUUUCAUUAAAAUUAAAUUCUAAUAUAAAUUGACAUUGACAAUGUAUUCCUGGAAACUUAGAGGAGGGAUUGCUUCCCAAACCCAAGGACUUAUUGCAAGCAGCCCAAAUUGCUCAACUUGCACACAGGGGCGGACUGACCAUUUGAUCACUAGGGCACUGCCCGAGGGCCCGGGGUCAGUAGGGGGCCCCAUGAAAUGCCCCUGGAAACCUUUUAUAGGCUUUUUUGGUGUGGGCAAGGACACCGGGGCCCCAUGAUCCCCAAUUGCCCGGGGGCCCCAUGAGUUGUCAGUCCGCUCCUGUUUCGGGAUCAU